Messenger RNA from Podarcis muralis (Common wall lizard), 1387 nucleotides. NCBI's taxonomy places the organism in Eukaryota, Metazoa, Chordata, Lepidosauria, Squamata, Lacertidae. The record is from RefSeq and is a predicted model, not a curated record.
GUGUCAGUCUGCCUCUGGUACGCUAUGCGAGAGGGAGGAGGAUGGGCGAGGUUUCGCCAGGUCUGAUUUAUGUUGUUAUUCUACUUGAUUAAAGGCCAAGAAGAUAAGGAAAGCCUUGUGUCUGCUUUGAGUUAUUACCUACACGCUGCAAUUCGCUUCUAACUGCUGCUAUUGCUCUGCUACCGGCUGAAGAGGCAGAGGACUUUUGGAGCGGCACGGAGAGUAAACAGAGCUGCGCAAUGGAAGUGUGCCGGACGCCAUGAUGAAUGGCCUAUCUCGUUACUUUUGGCCUCUAGCCGGAACAGAGACAUCUGGAGGGAAGCAGGCUGGUUUCUGCUGGGCUGAACAAUUGGACCUACACACCGAGUAUUACAUGCACAGAAGGCACAGAUCCUUCCUUUGCAGAAGCCUGCCCACCCCUCAGCUCCCUCUGAGCCCGCAGCUACGCACCACCAAGGUGGUGGAGGAGCGCUUCGGCCCCACGGUGGUCCCGGUGCCCUUCCUGGAAGACGCCGCCUCCUACGACCUGCUGACGGCGCUGAUCAAGAAGCGCCCCCUGGGCCAGGGUCUCCUCCGCCGCCAGCGCUGCCUGGUGCCGGUGGGGCCCCUGGAGAGCCUGCUGCAGGAGGGCACCCCCGCCCGGGAGCUGACCCACUGCACGCGCGAGUACCACGCCCGGGUGCGCGGCGAGUCGCGCUACGAGGAGACGCGGCUGGUGGCGGGGGCGCUGCGCCACCUGCGCCUGACCAUGUCGGGGGUCCACAAGAAGGUGGCCUUCCUGGUCCUGCGCCCCGGGACCGUGGCCCUGCGCCCGGACCUGCCCUGGCUGCGCUCGCAGAGCAGCGUCUACGUGGUCUACGAGGUCUUCUACUGCGCCAGCCUGGCCCUGGCCGUCACGCAGGGCGCCCAGCGCAGCAUCUUCCACCGCGAGCAGCCGCUGCCCGUCGCCUUCUCCUGCCUCAAGUUCGCCCUCGGACCCAAAGGGGUGCUGGGCUCCCAGAAGCCCACCGGCCACAGCUUGCCUGCCAGGGCCGCCUGGGUCCGCAUGGCGGUGCUGGAGCCCCCCACGACCCCGGCCCCCCAGCCGCCUCUGGAGAGCCCCCUGCCCAAGGAGGAGGGCAAGGCUGCCCGCAAGCGCUGGAGACCCCUCAGCAGGCCCACCAGGACCCUGGCAGGGAAAUGGCCCUUCCGGCGCCACCACCCCAAGUCCGGCCCGUCCAGUGCCAGCCUGGCCGACGCCGAGAGGCACUCCAUGUCGCUGCCCCUCCUGCAGAGCGCCACAGCCGAGAGCGACACUGAAGAGUGAGCCCAGAGACGCCGCCAAUAAAGAGCCCUUUGCACCCAGAGCCAGGCGUGUGGCCCCGAUUGGAGGAGGAGGGUGGGCGCA